Molecule: messenger RNA, 620 nt
Organism: Salvia splendens (bonfire salvia)
Lineage: Eukaryota; Viridiplantae; Streptophyta; Magnoliopsida; Lamiales; Lamiaceae
Exons: 3
Coding region: 20-445 (141 amino acids)
Biological process (GO): regulation of DNA-templated transcription
Cellular component (GO): nucleus
Molecular function (GO): DNA-binding transcription factor activity; sequence-specific DNA binding
Source: RefSeq, a predicted model, not a curated record
CACACACUUGAGAGAGAAGAUGGCAGCUAAAACGCAUAGGAAAAUGGCACUGCGAAGAAAGCUUCACAUCUUGAGGACUCUAACCAAAUCUAAAUCGGUGAAAAGGAGUUCCAUUAUCAUGGAUGCUUUUCUCUACAUCAACAAGUUGAAGCUCCAGGUUGAAGCCAUCAAAAAAGAGUACCAAUACCUAAUCAAUAAUAUCCAACAAGUGAAGGUGGAGAAGGUUGGGACAGGACAUCUAGUGGUGAUGGUGACUUGCAAGAAAGGAGAAGAGAUAUUGGUGUCAAUUCUUGAGGCAUUUGAGAAAUUAAAUGUGAAUGUGGUGCAAGCUAGGGUUUCUUGCAACCACUUUUUUAGCAUGGAAGCCAUUGUUCAAGACACCAUUGAUGCCUCAAUCUUGAGGGACUCCAUUCUCGAGCUCAUCCAACAACAAACUUAUAAUUAAAUCUAUUUUUUGAAUUAUUGUUUCUAUUGCUAUUUUAUUAAUUAUUAGUAGUAUUCCUACUACGUUGUAAAGGGCCACUUUCAAUUUUGAGGUGUGAAGGGGAGAGAAAGUGGCUUACCAUUGUGCUGGAAGAAAAAACAAAAAACAAAAUAUAUAUAUAUAUAUAUAUGAGAAA